AUUUUCCCCUGGUUUCCUUCCUCCUUUGAUUUAGAGAGAAACCCAAUCUCUAUGUGUGUGUGUGUGAAUCGUCAUGAUUUUCGACACCAGGUCAAAGCAAUCAAACCUCGAUUGUUUCCUCCAAUGCACAACGCCCGCCGUCAACUCCCAGUUCCUCCCCAAGAGCGAGAUUAGGAAUCUCAAUCGGUUAUGGCACCCUUGGAGUGUAAACCAUUAGGCGUUCCCAUCGCGUUGAACAACGUCGAGUAUUUCACAUUGGGCGAUCUCUGGAACUGUUACGACGAAUGGAGUGCGUACGGUGCCGGCGUUCCCAUCGCGUUGAACAACGACGAGAGCUUGGUUCAGUACUACGUUCCUUAUCUCUCCGCCAUUCAAAUCUUCACCAGCAAUUCUUUGAGGGAAGAGACUGAGCGGGUGAUGUCGAGAGGGAUUCGUUUAAUGAUUGGUACAGCGAUGAAAGCGAGAUAUGGAGAUGGGACGGUUGUUGCUCGUCGGAGGGCGGUGGCUCUGAUCAAGACAGCCUUUGGCAAUAGAUUGGGUUAUCUUUAUUUCCAGUAUUUCGAGAGAACUACACCUUAUGGAAGAGUUCCACUCAUGGAUAAGGUCACCUUCUCUCCAUUUUCUCGUGGGUAA
Hibiscus syriacus is the source of this 633-nucleotide messenger RNA. RefSeq lists its product as uncharacterized. The transcript has 3 exons. Lineage: Eukaryota; Viridiplantae; Streptophyta; Magnoliopsida; Malvales; Malvaceae. Bases 190 to 633 code for a protein of 147 amino acids. The record is from RefSeq and is a predicted model, not a curated record.